AUGGCUUCGGUCGUCGUUGGAUUUCAAAGUCCGUCGUCAACUGGAGUUGGCAAACAUCGUUUGGGUGAAAGCUCAGCAAUAUCAAGUAGCCAAAGCACCGACGUCGACAUGGAAGGACUCAGGAGUCUUGGCUUCACGAGUGGUCUGUGCGAGGCACUCAUCCGUCAAAAAGAGGAGACUUCACAUCGCUUUUGGAUUUUGGACAACAGUGGCUCAAUGUCCAUUGCCGACGGGCAUCGAUUUGUGCAAUCGUCCAGGGGCGAAGCCCAGCUUUCCCCGUGCACACGUUGGAAUGAGCUCCAGGAAGCAGCCAUUUACCACUCCAAGUUGGCAGGGUUUCUUCAGCUUCCCACAGAAUUUCAGUUCCUAAACAGCCCUGGUUUCUUUCAAAAGAGCUUUGUCGUGAGGAAUGAGAACGAUGCCUUGAAAGCUCAGCAGACCAUCAAGCGUGCAGAGCCAAUUGGUGCCACCCCACUGACCCCUACAGUGGAAAGCAUCCGAAACAAGGUCAAAGGAAUGAUGCCCCAACUCUUGCAAGACGGCACCAGCGUAAGCCUUGUGAUUGCAACUGAUGGGUUGCCAACAGAUUCCAUGGGGUAUGGUGGCAAAGCAGAAAAUGCAAAGUUUACAAAGGCCCUUGGUUCUCUCACGAGCUUCCCAGUGACGAUUGUGAUUCGUCUGUGCACCGAUGAUGAGUCGGUGGUGGACUUCUACGGCAACUUGGACAACUCACUUGAGUUGAACUUGGACGUUCUUGAUGAUUUUGCGGGCGAGGCUCAAGAGGUCCAUACCAAGAAUAAGUGGUUGUCCUAUGGGUUGCCUCUACACCGUUUCCGCGAGGGUGCCUUUCGUAGUCGGUUAGCUGAUCUGCUCGAUGAAAGGAAGUUUACAAAGGACGAACUACGAGACUUUUGUGGCCUGCUGUUCGGCGAGUCUGUCGCGAUGGAUGGUCUUCCAGAUCCUCAAGCUGAUUGGGCUGGAUUUCAUCGCGAGGUGGAUCAUCUCCAAGCUUAUGAAGACUUGGUAUACAACCCUAUGACAAGACAAAUGGCGCCUUGGAUCCAAGUGCCUCGCUUGGGGGCAUGUUUUACUAAGCCAGGGAAAGAACCCUGUCGUUAUAUUUCGUCGAGAAGUGAUCGUCUCAAGCGUACAACCUGCAACGUCAAAUUGCAAUAG
Seminavis robusta is the source of this 1176-nucleotide messenger RNA. The record is from the annotation of a GenBank genome assembly. Lineage: Eukaryota; Bacillariophyta; Bacillariophyceae; Naviculales; Naviculaceae.